UCCAAGCUUUUGUCUUUUAUUUACUCUAAAUCGUUUAGAUCGUUGCGUAUACUCAUAUAUGGCUCCGACAUCUCCAAAGUGUCCUUUAUUUUUAAUGUAAAAAACGAAUGCAACAAACUUAUUAGACAGACAAUAGUACAGACCAACACUCAAGCCAAUAUUUAGUGCGAGACGGCGAUAACGUAAAGGAGCACACGUCGUAAAUCGGCAUCACCUUCGCAGUCAUCGUAAAUGUGAGCCAAGCUUUGACACGACGAAACGGCAUUCAGUAUAUCCGACCACCGCUCCGUGUGCUUGUCCGUGUAUGGUGCCGGUCCCGUGUGUGUGCAGCGCUCUCCCCUCAACACCCCGUAUGUAUCCUAGGGCCCCCUGUCGGCCCCUGAGUGCACCAAGCUUUCGUAUCAGGCAUGGAGCGUGGCGUCCCUUUAUUAGAUGUAACUAUCGGGAGAAAUUAUUAUACUUGUAUACAAAAUCCUUUGUAUCUAUUUAAAAUAAUAUCACAGUAUUUUUGCGAGUAUUUCUUAUGAUGUAACAUGACAUGAAGUUAUAUAUUUAUCAAGGUAUAUAGUUUUAAUGCAGAUAUAUGUAUUAUUCCAUUGUCUAUAUACUUUGUUCAUUGGAGAUUCUAAUUUUCUUUUUUGUGUCUUUAUUUUUUUGUCCAGCCUUCUUUCCUUAUAUCGUCUAAUGUAUAGUGUAAGCUGUUCAAUUUGUUAGUGUUAAAUGAGGUACUGAUUUCCAUCUUUUGUUAAGAACUGAUACUACAAAGCAAAAAGUGCGAAAGGAUUCCAGAUGCACAAUGAUAAUGGAAGAGCUUAUGUCCCUGAUUUCAUAAGCUUCCUUAAAGGGACACUGUGUAAUAUUUUAAGUAAUUUAUUACCUCAAAUCAACGUAUUCAUUCAUAAAUAAGUCCUCAUUGGUGUAACAUUAUCUCUGCCAAAAAUCUCACUUAUCCUCCUGAGCGAAGAAUAAUUUAUAUGUAGUAACAUAGGACGGGUAAGCUUCAUGUAGGCUUCCAUGUUCUUCCGGUCUAUGAACUGCCGAGAGGGACAAAAAGCAUUACGUGGUACAGGAAAUGCAAACGCGUUUUCACUCUGAGCCAGCGUGAAUGAUGACUGAAAUAAUGAACUAUCUUGCUCGAGGAAUAAUUACUCGUAUAUGCAUUGAAUCAUUAGCUUACACUAAUGAUUCAAUGCAGUUUGAAAUAACGAACCUCAUCAUCACUCGAAUGACUCGAUGAGGUAGUAUUGGAUGUCAUGACACAGCUUCUUGGCACAUUAGUUUGAAUGCAAUAUACAAUUGUACCACUAGAUGGGAGUAUUUUUUACACGUGUCCCUUUAAUGUGUCAAUACGUCUUCAAUCGUGGUAAUAUUACAAAUGCAUAUUAAAUAUAUUUGGUAUGAAAUAUUGAAUUAAUUGCAGUAUUCAAUCAAAUCUUACAUAAAACAUGCAAAUGCAUGCUAUUGCAAGGGAGGUUAGCCGUUUUAUGGGGUUUCAGUGCUGUUAGUUAACAGGGGGACAUUCGUGGCAGUUAUUUGUCCCGGAUGGUUGAUUUGGGGCUGAGUUUAAAUUAUAGCAUUUUAAUUGGUAACUUUUCAUUACCCUCGUCAUUGAAGUGUGCUUGUAAGGCCUUUAAUGAUGGCUAUUUUUAGUAUGCCAUGGUAGUGGGUCACAUUCAUAGCCAGUUUGCAGUAGGUUAUUGUGUGUGAUCGUGUAACCAUGUCAGACUGAUCAAAUAUGUCAGCCUGGGCAGCUGCUUCUUGCACGUCUGCAGGCUGCUUAUCGUUAAAAACCAGGGAAGCAUAACGUUAAUUUAGUGUUAUAUUUGAGCGUUUUAAGGAAUAGUAAUUGGUUUCUUUGUUUUUUCACCUUCCGUUGGAUAUUAAUCGCGUGGAUUCAUCAAAUAGUAUCUGAAUAUAACAGUUUUUUAUCAACUUCGUGUCAAAAUUAGUGAAUUUCAUUCUCUUCGUCUGUAAUCCACCUCAUCGUAGGGGAUGUGCAUGCAUACUGUACACAUCCCACUUAAUAUCACGACACCCACACAACGGGCCUCCCACGCGUCCAGUUUAGGCCCUCCCAUGGAAUUAAGCCCCUGUGUUAACUCGCUACUAAAGAAGCGUUGCCCUCUUCCACGUUAGGCAUCACCCUGCAUUAGUAAACAACCCUCAGUUAAUAUCACAACCCUGCACAGAUCAACUCAUACACAGUGAGGACCACUCUCCUUUUGUUCUUCUCUUGUUUUGGUUUAUCAAGAAACCAAAGUUUCAAGAAAAGGAUGAGCAAUCAGGAGGACGUCAAGCAGCAGCACCUGGCCGGCCCGGGACCCAUGUCCCCAGCCGCGUCCAGUACCAAGAAAACCCCGAGGAUGCCCAAGUGUUCCCGAUGCAGGAACCACGGAUACAUGUCUCCCCUGAAGGGACACAAGCGUUUUUGCAACUGGAGAGAUUGCCAAUGUCCGAAGUGCAAACUUAUUGCAGAGAGGCAGAGAGUAAUGGCGGCCCAGGUGGCCCUACGUCGUCAGCAGGCCCAGGAAGAGGAGCUUGGGAUAUGUAGUCCCAUAACGCUGUCCAGCUCAGACAUGGUGGUGAAGAAUGAAGCGGGUGGCAACUGCCUGUAUUCAGAGGAGGGCUGCUCCCCUACCACGUCCUCCAGCUUCUCUGCAUCAACCCCCAUCAAUGGGGGCAGCCCUUCCUCAUCCUCCAGCCCCCCCGUCAAGCCCCAGGCCGAAGGGACCUCUGACCUGACGGUGGACGCAUACUACAACUUCUACCAGCCCAGCCGCUACCCUGCCUACUACAACAACCUGUACAACUACCAGCAGUACCCGUCCAUGACCGGCAGUGAGGGCCGUCUGAUGGGCCACAACGUGUCCCCCCAGUACCGCAUGCACUCCUACUACUCGGCCGCCUCCUACCUGAGCCAGGGCCUGGGUACCCCCUCACUGGGGACCCCGGCCUGCGUCCCCACCGCCACCCCCCUCCCCGUCUUCAGCCUGGACGACAACAACAACUGCACCGAGGCCAGGAUGGCUGCCUAUUCUCCAGGUGCUGGCGGCGGUGGUGGUCACGACUCCUCCAUGGCCUGUCUCUCCAUCAGCUCCCUGGGCUCCUCCGGGGGCAAGGGGGUUUGUGACGUCGCCGGUGGGUCGUCCAACUACUCCGUCGACUCCAAGUGAAGCCCCUUCUAGGGCUUUGUUUUUUCCGAGGGCGGUACUGUUGUGUUGUUAAAGGCCUUCGUUGUGGUCAUUUCAAGGGUUUAGUUGUUGACCUCAAUCAGUUUGUUUGUUUUGGUUGGGGGGGGGGGGGGGGGGGGACUUAUUACAUGAUGAAAUGUUAUGUGUGUCACUGAUUUUAAGCAAAGACUAUAAGACAUAUUUUUGUCUUUAAUAAACUUAUAGUAGUAAUUGUAGCCCAUUUAAAGUUCCCUCAUUACACCCACUGAUGAAAUUAACGGUCUCUGAUUGGCCAGAUAAGAGAUACGCUUCACUCACAACCUGAAUCCACAAAGAUACCUUGAAAAGCCAACACAGAGGUUCUGGAUCGAUUCUAUUCCUUAGGAUUUGCAUAUGAUGACGUCCGCGCGUGCGUGUUAUCAUAUGCAAAUCCUAAGGAAUAGAAUGCACAGAAACCUGCACAAUAAGUGCACAGAUGUGGACAUGUGGUAAGAAUGUCAACACGCAAACAUGCACACAUAUUUAUUUGAGUGUGUCUUGUUGUGCAUGCACAAAUACAUUUACCCCCACAGAUCUUGAGCUGUAAUCAACAUGGGUGUGUGUGUGCGUGCGUGCGUGCGUGCGUGCGUGCGUGCGUGCGUGCGUGCGUGCGUGCAUGCGUAUCUGCCCUUGGUGUGGGUUUGUUUAUAUUUAUUUUACCCCUUGAAACACAAUGUGCCCUUGAGGGAGGGUAUAGGGCAUAAACUACAACGAUCUGAAUUCAUCAACACAACGCAGUGCACACUCCAAAUAUAUGUAUAGAGUAAAGAUAGGCGGUCCUUGCUGUUAGAGGAUAAGCAUAAUCAUAUACAUAUUACUGUGCUUACCAUGAAAAUGAACAAUUCCCUGACUUGAAAGGACUUUUAAAAUUGUUUAUUGUUCGCAUUGUUGAUUUGUUUGGAUUUAACAUGCUCUGAAAUGGUUUAUUUGCAUUUAUGUUUUAAUAAAACAGCAACAAAUGUAA
Molecule: messenger RNA, 4173 nt
Organism: Gadus macrocephalus (Pacific cod)
Lineage: Eukaryota; Metazoa; Chordata; Actinopteri; Gadiformes; Gadidae
Gene: dmrt1
Product: doublesex and mab-3 related transcription factor 1
Exons: 5
Coding region: 2274-3173 (299 amino acids)
Biological process (GO): regulation of transcription by RNA polymerase II; sex differentiation
Cellular component (GO): nucleus
Molecular function (GO): DNA-binding transcription factor activity, RNA polymerase II-specific; RNA polymerase II cis-regulatory region sequence-specific DNA binding
Source: RefSeq, a predicted model, not a curated record